Anopheles marshallii is the source of this 942-nucleotide messenger RNA. Its product is annotated as deoxyribonuclease TATDN1. The record is from RefSeq and is a predicted model, not a curated record. NCBI's taxonomy places the organism in Eukaryota, Metazoa, Arthropoda, Insecta, Diptera, Culicidae. The transcript is spliced from 4 exons. Bases 1 to 942 code for a protein of 313 amino acids. Gene Ontology annotation, molecular function: 3'-5'-DNA exonuclease activity. Gene Ontology annotation, cellular component: cytosol.
AUGAAACGAAUGCUAGUGAGGAAUCUUUGCAGCAUGAUGAAAUUUAUCGAUAUUGGAGCAAAUCUGACCGAUCCCAUGUACCAAGGGAUCUACAAUGGAUCGGGCAAACACGAACCCGAUUUGUGCCAUGUUCUUCACCGUAGCUGGACCGGCGGAUUGGAUAAAAUAAUAGUGACGGUGGGAACACUUUCCGACUGUGAGCCAACGUUUGAUAUCGUCCGAAAUGAUGAAAGGCUGUUUGCCACGGUAGGCUGUCAUCCGACACGCUGCGGAGAAUUUGUUCCAGAUCCUGAAGGGUAUUUCACGGCGCUUUGCAGUCAGAUCGAGGAACAUCCCGACAAGGUGGUUGCGGUUGGAGAAUGUGGUCUCGAUUACGAUCGUUUACAUUUCUGCGAGAAAGACAUCCAGCUGAAGUACUUCGAGAAGCAGCUUGAACUGGCCUCAAAAUACGAUCUACCGUUAUUUCUGCACUGUCGCAAUGCACACGACGAUUUCAUCGAUGUUCUGCAGCGGAAUCUGGACAAACUACCGAAGCGUGGUGUAGUACACACCUUCGAUGGUACACUGGAAGCCGCGGAAACAUUAAUAGCGCAUGGGUUCGCUAUCGGGAUCAAUGGUUGUUCGUUGAAAACGGAAGAAAAUCUUAGUGUCGCUUCACAGAUACCGGACGAAUGGAUUAUGGUGGAAACGGAUAGUCCCUGGUGCGAGAUACGACCAUCCCACGCAGGGUCGAAACACGUGAAGAGCAAGUAUCCUACCGUGAAGAAAAAGGAAAAGUGGGAACCAAACUCGCUCAUUGCCGGUCGAUGCGAACCGGUCAUGAUAAGCCAAGUAUUGGAAGUGUUAGCAGGUAUUAAAGGGAAGCCAGCGGACGAGCUUGCCGAUCAGUACUACAAAAACACACUGAAAAUGUUCUUCCCAAAGCAGGUGGCGAACAGUUAG